AACUGUCAAAUUGAUGUUGCUGCUGCCGCCGGGGUAUUCCAGACCGGUGCUGUGACCUAAUCUUAAAAUAGAAAUAAUAAACGAAGUCUGUCGAGCUUCUUUUUACCUGAACGUUACAUCUAUGUUAAUUUGAUAAGUGGAGCAAACAAGAAAUUACAUUCGCCAUGGGCGGUAAGACCAGAUUUCAAGAGUUUUGUCAUGAAUUCGCGAAGAUGUUUACAUGGUCUUAUAUGAAAGGGCUAAUAGUAAACCCUGCACAGUUAACAUUUACUGCGCUAGCCCUCGUCGUUGCCGAACUAAUAAUUAACAUACUAGUAGUGGAACGUGUGCCGUAUACCGAAAUCGACUGGAAAGCUUAUAUGCAGGAAUGUGAGGGAUUCCUAAAUGGAACAUUGGACUACAGCCAGCUCCGAGGAGACACAGGACCUCUAGUAUACCCAGCCGGAUUUGUGUAUAUCUAUUCAUUUCUGUAUUUCGUUACUGGCCAAGGUGAAAACAUUAAACUAGCGCAAUACAUAUUCAUUGGAAUAUAUCUGUUGCAGUUAUGUCUUGUUCUUAGAAUUUAUAUAAAAACAAAGAAAGUUCCACCUUAUGUCCUAGUCAUUACUAUAUUGACUUCAUAUAGAAUUCACUCCAUUUAUGUGUUGCGACUAUUCAAUGACCCCAUUGCUGUGCUUUUCUUGUAUGCUGCUCUAAAUUUCUUUGUGGACUCCAAAUGGUACCUAGGUAGCAUAUUCUAUAGUUUAGGAGUAUCUGUAAAAAUGAACAUACUACUUUAUGCUCCUGCACUAUUCUUCUUUUAUUUGACUAAUUUGGGUUUCAAGGGAACUAUUAUACAACUGUUCAUUUGUGGUAUGAUUCAAGUAGUGUUGGGGUUGCCCUUUUUGUUGCACAGCCCCAUAGCUUAUCUCAAAGGAAGUUUUGAUUUGGGUCGUGUAUUCAAUCAUACUUGGACUGUUAAUUACAGGUUCUUGGAUGUAGAAAUAUUUGAAAAUAAAUGCUUUCACUUGACUUUAUUGGCUAUACAUGUUAUCUUGCUAAUAAUAUUUAUUCCAAUGUGUAUAAAAUAUUUCCAAAGUUAUUGUCGUCUGAAGUAUGUACAGAAACAGGUUCAACCUCAAAUUGAUGCCAAAAAUUUAGAAAAUAAGAGGCAAAGUAAACUAAAGAAGGAGAUGAAGAAAAAAUUAAAUAAAAAGAAUGAAGAACAAGAAAACUUGACGAAAGAACAGGAGGAUUUCCUUAAUUCAUUUGAAGGAAUGUUACAGAAGUCUUCACAAAAGGGUGGAAAGAAAGCAGUUAAAAAACCACUAGACCAAGACAAAGAUCCACACUACAGUAUCAAUUUUGAUAUUUUAUCUCAAUUGUUUAUUCUGCCAAUGUUCAUUGUUAACUUCAUUGGUGUCAUGUGCUCAAGAAGCCUUCACUAUCAGUUUUAUUCAUGGUAUUUCCACAGCCUGCCUUACUUGCUAUGGUCCAAUAAUUACUCAGUUAUUUUUAGGUUUCUAUUACUUGCUCUUAUUGAAAUGUGCUGGAACACAUACCCUAGUACCUAUUUAACUAGUGCAUUAUUACAUGUUUGUCACAUAACUGUGUUAUAUGGAGUUUACAAGAAAAUAUCAGCUGAAUUGAACAUGGUUUCGAAAUUAGAAUAAUAAUUAAUACUGUCCUUUAAUAUGCUUAAGUAAUUUGUUUUAAGGCAUAAAAAGUGUUUACAUUUUUAGUUACACAUCAGUCGUUAUUUUUUUAAUGGUGUCUAGUACUUAAGCUGUAAUCUACAUUGAACCAUAGUGUAAAUU
Molecule: messenger RNA, 1796 nt
Organism: Spodoptera frugiperda (fall armyworm)
Lineage: Eukaryota; Metazoa; Arthropoda; Insecta; Lepidoptera; Noctuidae
Gene: Alg3
Product: lethal(2)neighbour of tid protein 2
Exons: 1
Coding region: 165-1652 (495 amino acids)
Cellular component (GO): endoplasmic reticulum
Molecular function (GO): dol-P-Man:Man(5)GlcNAc(2)-PP-Dol alpha-1,3-mannosyltransferase activity
Source: RefSeq, a predicted model, not a curated record